GAGAAGCGGUUUGCGCCCGUUGUCCCUGCCUGUUGACGCGGAACAGACGACUGAGGGGCUGGUGAGACGCCCUUCAGAUUCGAGUAUUUGGCCCUUUUAACCUUGGCUAUUGCUCGAUUUCCCGUCUUGGUGUGCACAUGGUAAAUGCCACUAUUUGAAGCGCAGUCGCCUUCAGAAUGCCACUUCAUCGCGUCGUUAUAUGGGCGCAUUCCACCGACAAGGAGAGAUUCCGACCUUUUGCAUCUGAGUGAGAGAGCUCCUCCCGUCCACCGAGCCUGGCGGGAAGCUCCCAGGCAGGAGGCCAGGAAGCCUUGCCUGAUUUCUGCCCCUUGAGGAAUUAGAUUCUUAGGAGUCGUGUUCACCUUGCCCAUUGUCACUGCAGUUGCCUCAGUAUCUAGCAAUUCCAUAAUGAAGAGUCUGGCAACUUUCCUUGGCUAUAAUCGGACAGCAUAGAGCUUGAGCUGAGUAUUAUGAGUGCUUCCUUUUUAUAUUAGGGUUCCAGGAGCAGCUGUACUCGGAGAUUGAAAAAGCGCUGGCUGGUAUACACUCAUCAGAACAGGGAUUCCAGACUUUUUGGAAUUGUCUUGCCGCAAGGGGAUCUGCAAGAUGGCAAAAGGUAUGGAGGCAGCGCCAAUUGUCAUCAAGUUGUAUAGCAAGCCAGAAGUGCCUCAAGUUACAAUUGAUAUCAAGAAUCUCUUCAGUGACAGAGAUAAAUGUGAAAAUGAAAGUGAGAGCUCCUUUAGUGGCUUUGAAUCAGAGGACAAACCAGGCAGUAGUUGUCGUAAGAAGAGAUAUGUGAAAAAAUCUCAGAAAAGAUCACAAAAGCAAACAUUUAUGGAAAGAAGCUAUCAGCAAACAAAUGAAUCCAUGGGUGGAUAUAUGCCAUGUACAUGUGGUGGUGAUACAUCCAUAGUAAAGUUAAGUGGCCCCAGAAAAUACUCUUUGUCAGAGAGACAGAUAAUUGAGAAAACAGGCUCUCCACAGACAAUGCAGCCUUCAAAAGUUGUGUCUCCACCAGGCACUUCAAUUACAAGCUCAAGCAGAUCAAAUCACUGUGACACCAACCAGUCCAAGGCAAAUAAGUACAUACGAAAAGUUAUUGUCCUUCACAAAGACUUUUUUGACAUUCCAUAUAUGACUCCAAAUAAACAUGGAAGCUUAAACAACAGAAGUCCAGGAAAGAAAAGCUAUGGUUUAAUUAGAGACAGUAAUUGUCAGAAAAAUUAUAAAACUAUCACUAAAAAAGUUUCUUUUGUUAGCAAAACAGGGCAAGCAUCUGAACUAUCCAAGGAUAGUAACUGUCUUGUAAAGAUUGAUGGAAAUAAGAAGUGUAAUGUAUACAGAUUUGUUCAUUCUGAAAGAACUGUGGAAAAAAGUUCAUCUGUUUUGUAUUCUUCCCAGACGAACAGCACGCAUCUCACAACUACAUUGUCACAAGCAUUGCUACCAAAAAUAUUGCCAUCAAAUCCCAAUGUUACUGAAGAUGUUACUACUGUUGGAGAAGUGAACGAACACAAUGAUGUAACCCCAUCAUGCUUUCCUUCAGAACAUGAUUAUUGUUUUUCAUCUGCAACCAGUCUUCAGGGUAGCUGUCUCAACUGUAAAGUUACUCCUGUUUCCCAUACUGCUUGUGCUAAUGUCUCCCGGGCAUGUCAGUCAUUCACAUCAAAGUCCAGUUCAGAAAGUGCUCAAGGGUCUGAGGACUUCACUUGCAGGGAAACAGAAGCAGCCCAAAUUAUGCUUGACCUUUUUUAUAGUGGCAGUAGUGCAGAUGUAGAGAAUAAUGGAUGUUACGACCCUGGUGCUAGAAAUUUAGAAAAGGUAUCUCAUUCUGCAGUUAUAGGAGAUGAACAUGAAGGUCCAGAAGAAAGAGCAGAGACGAAUGAACAUGCCAUUCCAAAUAAUAGUAGUUUACACCGUAAAUCUUGCCACAAUCUAGAAAGAAUGACAGAUAUUCAGCCUCUUGAAGGAAUUUUAAUUGCUUCUAAUAAUCUGAGAAGAAUGUCUCAUUACAAUCAUGGGAAUACAGACACUCUGAAUGUUGACAGACCACCAAGGGCAGGUCUUAGGAGUCACAUGUGCAGUAGUCUUAGAAAAUUGGUUUCAGCUCAGAAACUUUAUGGAGCAAUUGGUGAAGUAAAGGAAGUUCCCUCAGUAGUGCAGAAAAGUAUAGUAGAUAAGCAAAGGAUAUACAAAAGGGCUACAGAUGAUAUAAUUUCAGAUCAGAAAUUUAGAAAUGUCAAAAAAAAAAGCAACAAAGUUCAAACUUCUUACUCACAAAAAUGCAAAAGGUUCCAGAGCUCACUAGUGAAAUCAUCAGAAAAAUCAAGGGAAAUCCACAAGUUGAAGGAAAAGAUCCCAGGUAGAAGCAAAUUCAAAGAAUAUCACACUGGUAGUAAAGUAAAGAGAAGUAAAAAGGAGGGGAAUAAUAAUGAGGAACUUGUUUUUACUUAUUUCCAAAAUGAGAAUGAUCAGUCUUGUGAAUCGGAAGACAGUCUUAUCAGUGGGACAACAGAUGCAGAUGAAAUAACAACAUUCAGAUAUGGUGAAAUGGAAAUCGGCUACAAAGCUAGUAAUGGAGGUCUCAUAGAAGCCAGAAUCCCAGAUGGCAACAGGGACCCAGUGGAACAACAUAUAUUGCUCAGUGCACUUGGCCUAAACAAGAGGCAGAAUCCACGUACAUGUAAACUCCAAGACAUUUCUCCCUCACAUAUUGUACACAGGACAGGAAAUAUAACAGCAUUUGUCAGAAGACUGCAAGAGUGCCAAAUAGUGCUUAAAGACUGUUGCAAGAUUUUGAAAAACAAAGAGCAUUUAAGUAGUGAUGUUACUAAAAACGAUCGAGAUGAAGAUGUCAAAUCAAGUCCAGUUAGAGAAACAGAAACUACAUAUACAAAUCUGUAUAGUCCUGUUAGCAACUUCAGUUUUGAAGGUUUUCCAACUCCAGAUAUAGAGAUUGCUGAAGAUUUUACGAUGUCAGAUCUAGAAUGUGGUGAGGAACUAAGAUAUCCAGCAACAACUGCCAAGAGAGAGGAUGAUAAGUUGAGAGCUCUUGACUCGUUUCCUCAAAAUAGGAAUAUCCAAGAGCCCAGAGGUCUGUUUAGGGGAAGAACGGAUUAUGAAGAUGCAAACACCAACAAACUCCAUUCUGAAGGGGGAUUUCAACAGAUGAGAUGUGAAAAUAAAGUAAAUAAACUUCAAAAGGGAAAUUUAUCUCAGAAUAUAGAUAAAAAGUGUAACCCUGAACAGGUCAGUCAACCUGUAAUUAGCAGUUCACAAGAAGCAUAUUCUAGUAAUGAAAACUCCUGUCCUGGGGUGAAGGAUGAACAAGGUGAAGGAAUCAUUUCCAUAACAAAGAGAAAUGAGGUAAUCAGGAAUAGGUGUCUUUCCUGUGGAAAGUCAUGUUUCACGAAAGCAAAACUGAAGAGACACGUUACCAGAAAUCAUGGGAUUGGAAAUCAGUUUAAUCAAAAGGAUGAAAUUUCUCACCGCUGUAGAGGUCCUUGCUUAGAAGCAACUAUGAGAAAAUCUGCAAAAUUAGAGAUGUCCAAUGUAAUGUUAAUACAUAGCACAGAACUAAUAACAGCAUCCAAGCCUGUAGAAAGUUAUGAAGACCUAUCUAGAGCUUUAAGUCAGAAAAACUGCGACAAUAAUAAUAAUCUAGAAAUUCCAUAUGUAAACAUGCAAGAUGAAAAAGUUUUUUGCAUGAAGCAAAAAUGCAAAGAAUCUUUGAUGAAAGGAAAGGAAAGAAUAGACAAAGUGAAUUUGUCUAGUGGCAGUUGCCAAAUAAUUGAACCAUGCAUUGUUUCCAAUAUGACAGAUAAUACAGAAACUAUUGCUUCAAACAGUCCACAAAAAAGAAAACUGAAAAGUACACUUGAGGAUAAUAGUUCACUAUGUGAGCAGUUAAGGGUGUUACUGGAACCAUAUAUCAAGAAGGAAGAAACUAUUAUACAAGGCAGAGAUUUAGAAUUGUGGAGCAAUGAUGGAAGAACUGAGACAAUCCCACCUGAAAAUAUACUAAUUAGUUUACUUAGCCCCAAUCACCCUAGGUACGAGGUGGAUAAGAGGAAUACCAAGAAAAGUCAGCAGAAGAACUUUGCAAAUGAAGUCAACUUAGGACCAGAACAAAAAGAGGGUCUCUUUCCAGUUUCUAACAGAGAAGGAAAAAAGGUAAUUUGUCGUCGCAAGAGGCACAGAACCAUCGUGAUCAAUGGAAAGAGAUGGUAUCCCUGUAGUGUAUGUAAACACAAGUUCUCAACCUCUGGAGACCUGUCAAGGCAUAUGAGGAAGCACACAGGGGAGAGACCUUACAAAUGUUUGAUUUGCUCAAGUUCUUUUAAAGAAAAAGGGGCUCUCAAUAGGCACAAUGAAGUGCACAAAGGUAGUAGGCCAUAUGCUUGUAGAAUUUGUGAUUCAAAGUUUACCCAGAAAAUUCACUUGAAAACUCACCUAAGAAUUCAUACAGGGGAGAAACCAUUUAGAUGUGAACAAUGUGGUAAAGUUUUCUCUCGUGUUGACCAUCUUAAAGGACAUCUUAAUACCCACACUUCAGAUCGCCCGUAUAAAUGUAAAAUUUGCUUUCGUGCUUUUAAGUGCUGUGCUAAUUUGAGUAAUCAUAAACGAACUCAUGAUGAAUAUAAGCAUUACAAGUGUCAGUACUGUCCAGCUGCCUUUCGAGUUUCUAAUAGUUUAAAAGUACACUUAAGAUUUCAUACAAUUGAGAGGCAAGUAAAUUGUCAAAAACUAUAUAUUGAAAACAGUUUGAGGAAGCAAUCAGUAUCAAAACUUCUGUAAUUUAAAUGUUUCAAUCUUGCACUUGUGUAAACAAAUGAUUUUUGUUGUCUGUAAUCAAAGCCAGAAUUUGGUGUCAGUUUAGCUCCAUUUAUUUGGAAAGCAUUAAUUCUUCAGUUCAUAGGAGAUAGAACCAACCCAAAAUGAUAUAUAUUAUACAUUAUAUCUCAUGGUAAAGGGAAAUCAGUGCUUUCAUAUUAGUAGAGCGGUUUCCUUAUUUUUAGGCACUGAACUUUUCAUUAUAAAUACAAAUGGACAAUCUUGUUACCAAAAUGUGCCUAAAACUAAAAGCAGAUAAUUCUUUUUAGUUUACAUGUAUAAUUUUUGGGUGUGUAAUUUCUUUAUUAUAUGUUUAUCAUA
Penaeus chinensis is the source of this 5154-nucleotide messenger RNA. RefSeq lists its product as uncharacterized. The record is from RefSeq and is a predicted model, not a curated record. The transcript is spliced from 4 exons. Gene Ontology annotation, molecular function: RNA polymerase II cis-regulatory region sequence-specific DNA binding; DNA-binding transcription factor activity, RNA polymerase II-specific. The coding region runs from base 607 to 4797 and encodes 1396 amino acids. Gene Ontology annotation, biological process: regulation of DNA-templated transcription. Lineage: Eukaryota; Metazoa; Arthropoda; Malacostraca; Decapoda; Penaeidae.